AACUCUGAAGUCGCGAGUAACUCACAGGGUCUGGGGCUUAGUUCAGAGACAGAUGUAAGGGCGCACAGGCUUCACUUAGAGGUUGCGCUAACACCCCCCCACACUUCCCAGAGCUGAAUCCGAGAGGGGCGGGCGCGUCGCCCGUGUGGCGUCAUAACGAAGCGCCGCUCGCCUCCAGAGGGAGCCUAGACCUCCCUGGCGAGGGGACUGGCGGUGUAGCGAUGCUGCAGUUAGUCCGAGCGGGAACGCGGGCCUGGCUUCGGCCUUUGGGCUGCAGGGGUCUGAGCUCGCUGACGGAAGAGGCAGCGCGGCCAGUGAAGUCGGAGCCCGAGCCGGAGCCGGAGCCGAGCGCUGGUGUCCAGGAGCCUGUGCUGCGCCGAUGCGAACUCCCGGUCCCGGCUCCCCGGCGCCCGGUGCAGGCCUGGGUCGAGUCCCUGCGGGGUUACGAGCAGGAGCGCGUGGGCCUGGCGGAGCUGCACCCUGACGUGUUUGCCACGGCGCCCCGGCUGGAUGUCCUGCACCAGGUGGCCAUCUGGCAGAAGAACUUCAAGAGAAUCAGCUAUGCCAAGACCAAGACGAGGGCUGAGGUGCGAGGUGGUGGCCGGAAGCCCUGGCCACAGAAAGGUGGCGGGCGGGCACGGCACGGCAGCAUCCGCUCCCCGAUCUGGCGAGGCGGGGGCAUCGCACACGGCCCACGGGGCCCCACCAGCUACUACUACAUGCUGCCCAUGAAGGUGCGCGCGCUGGGGCUCAAGGUGGCCCUGACGGUGAAGCUGGCGCAGGACGGCCUGCACAUCGUAGACUCCUUGGAGCUGCCCACCGCAGACCCCCAGUACCUGAUGGAGCUGGCCCGAUACCGCCGCUGGGGCGACUCCGUGCUGCUUGUGGACCUGACGCACGAGGAGAUGCCGCACAACGUCGUGGAGGCUGCCAGCAGGCUCAAGACCAUCAACCUGAUCCCAGCUGUCGGCCUGAACGUGCACAGCAUGCUCAAGCACCGCAGCCUGGUCCUCACGCUGCCCACCGUCGCCUUCCUGGAGGAGAAGCUGCUCUGGCAGGAAUCGCGCUACUCGCCGCUCUACCCCCUCCGCCUGCCCUACCGCGACCUCCCCUGACCUGCGGCUUCGCCUCCCUGCAGGCGGCCAUCAGCUGGACUCUGCGCCACCAAGGUUGGCUGUGCAGGCCUCAGCCCAAUGAGAGCCGCCCUGGCUCUCCCUGGUUGUGUUUAAAAUAAAUUUUUAUUUUAUUUUAA
Molecule: messenger RNA, 1252 nt
Organism: Octodon degus (degu)
Lineage: Eukaryota; Metazoa; Chordata; Mammalia; Rodentia; Octodontidae
Gene: Mrpl4
Product: mitochondrial ribosomal protein L4
Exons: 9
Coding region: 222-1115 (297 amino acids)
Biological process (GO): translation
Cellular component (GO): ribosome
Molecular function (GO): structural constituent of ribosome
Source: RefSeq, a predicted model, not a curated record